CCACCCACCCACCCAGCCUCGGGUCAGCAGCCUGUGAGUGGCUAGGUUGGGCUGGGACAGAAUCGGAAAAUCUGGGGACAGUGAGAAAGCCGGAGCAAAACCUGAAGAUUAAUGGCUGGGAAACUGGUGAGGGGACCAGUCUCUAUUGCUAAUGGGAAGUUGCUAAGGGUGUUUUGAAUCCUUAUUUUAUUCUGUUGUUUCAAUUAUGGGUGCCUUGAGUUUAAAUGUUUUAAUGUGUUUUAAAAAAUGCUCAUCUUUUGCAUUUUAAUGUUUGUGUUACUUGUUUUUUUAUUUGGGAAUGAGCUGCUUAUGACACAUGAAUUACUAAAUGUAUAAUAAGCAUUCUCUUUCUCCCUCUGCUACAAUCAUUCUUUCUUGAAACCCCCUUGUUCCGUGUGGCUUCGAUCCCACUAGCUUCCACCCAGCGUAGACCCAUUCAGAGUCAUGGGCCAGAGUUAUUCCUUCUCAUUCAUUUCAAUGGGUCUACUCUGAGCAUGGCUGAUGUCAGAUGCAAGCCAGAGCCCCAGGAUUACAUUCCUGGAAAGGCUUUUGCCUCUGCCUCUUCCUCAUGCUGACACUCUCCCUCUUGUCAGCCUCCUACUGUAGCUUCCUUGGGGCAGAGACCUGCUUGUGUGGCAGAUGCCACGCCUUCUCUCCCCUCAUCCUUCUCCCUCUUCCUCCACAGUUCCCCGAAACAGAUAUUGGGGAUUCCGAGGAUGUGUGCAGGAGGAGCCCCCUGAGCUUAGAAACCCUGGGGGGCUCUGAAGACAUCAAAGAGGUACGUGGCAGAGAGAGGAGGGCCACCUUCUGGACGGGUCGCGAGCAAGGGGGCAGGCUGGCAGGGGGCUGCUGAGGGCAGGCUGUGCUUGCUGCCCCACUCGUCCUGAUGGACCAGCCCCCCAUGGCGCCAGGGCUGGAGGGCUUCCCUGGCAAGCGAAUCAAUGCGGGCAGGAGGGUUUGGCUUCUGGGUUCCUGCCUCUCUCGUUCUGGGCUGCUGUCUUUUUCUUCACUGUCCCCCACCCCCUCGGGGGUCCUGUCUCUGCCAGCAGUCGGCAUCUGAGGGCCAAGAACCUCGUGACAAAGCGGCUAGCAAGGAGGAAGAGCCCAAGGAAGAGCCGGGCAGCCCCCUGGAGGGAGAAGGCGAGGGCAGGAAGGAGACCCCCAGACCACAGGGCACAGAUUUGCUGGAUUUUCGAUGGGUAGGUGGCAGCGGCCCAGGGGGCAACUGGCAGAAGGGGAGGGGGCAUAUCAACCCCACAACUGUUGCAACAAGGUCCUCACACUCCCCACACAGGGAGGAAGGAGAACCCAGAACAUUGGUGUGCAAACCCUUACGUAGACUUUUGAAAUUGCCCACCCUGUAGCCCAAGACCCCCCCCCCAAGGACAUACAUCACAGAAGGAGGCGUCUACAGCAGACAUCCUGUCUGUCAGGAUACCUGUUAAUGGUCCCUGAUUGCAUUGCCUGGGCAGCCUGGCCAUUCUUUUGUAAUGGCAAAUACUCAGUUCCUGAAUCCAGAUCACAGGCUCACCCUAUUCAUGCACAAAUAUGCCCUUGAGACAGGAUUUGGGAGCAAAAAGACAACGGGGAGGCUUUCCCAUUUCCUUCCUCACUGCAGAGGAAUAUUUGAGGUCCCUGAGAGAGUCAAAAUGGUUUCAGGAUUGCUCCCCUCUACUAUUUCAGACACGUGGUUUAUAUACUUACGUUUGUGUUUGCAUUUAUGAACAGGUAUUUUAUAUUUGAGACCUCAGAAUUCUUAUAACACUGUUCUUCAAACUUCUUCAUAUUGCUUUUUUUGUUUGGAAUUUGUCCCACAGCUGCAAGAAAAGGAAGAAAAGGGGUUACUGCAAGAGCAGCUGUGGCCCCCACCUGACAACAACAAAGAAGACCCCCUGGAGCCCAGAGUCAAAGAGGUCAGAAGCACGUAGUAACUGAGUCCUAGGAACUGCCUGCCACCAGAACUGGUGAGAUGGCAGGAUUGGGUGGCCCUAAGUUGGAUUGGGUGGCCCUUGAAGACAAAUCCCAAGAAAAGAGUGCGCAAAUUUCUAUGGAACGGGACUGGGCUGAAGAUGUGGCCCUCCAGAUGUUGCUGGACUGAACUGCAACUCCCAUAGUCACUGCAUGCUUGCUGGGAGUUAUAGUUUUGCAACAUCUGGAUGGCCAAAGGGAUAGAUUUAGGAAUAAGGGCUGAAAUUUGAAUAGAAGCACAACCCACCACUCCACAGUAGGGGGGCUGAGAACCAGGAUAGUACAGGGUUGUUACUUACAAGGUCAAACAAGGGAGCAUGAUUUCACUUCUUGCUUGGCAAUGAUGGCUUACACCCAUCCACCCAUUAAUGCAGAGACACAGGUGCGCAUGCCCCAAUCUCCAAGGGAUCCAGGCAAGAUACGCUUUUCAACCUCGUGAUAUAUCACCAGCUAAACAUUGCGAUGUCCCCCUAUAUCUCGAUGUCUGAAAUAAAGUUGAAGCUGUGUAGAGCCCUUGGCUGGUUUUCCCCAUGUUGGGAUUUUUGCACAGCACACGAACACGCAGCUCAUGAUUUGCAAUAUAUUGCCAGGUCAAAAAUCAUGAAACCUCAGGAAAAGCGGGGCAUUCCCUUCUGGGAGCAAAUCAGGAACCGAGACGGCUUCUGUAAAUCCGGGAGUGUCCUGGGAAAAUAGGGAGUCUUGGAGGGUCUCAAUUCUCCCAAACCAACCCUGCAAUCCUACAGAUCUAACACUCCAGCACGACUCAGUUUCACUUCAUUAGACUGCAGCCUUGUUUUCUUUCUUCUCUGAAAAAUUCAAGGUCCUUCCUGAUGACAAUGCUAAGCCAGACCAACUUGCAAGGGCCACAGCGGAUCACGAGGCUUACUACCUGGCCGAUGACGAGGAAACGCUCCUGGGCGACUCCUGCGCCUCCACAGGCUACUUCCCCUGCUACCGGACCUACGAGGAGUUCCCCCGCUACCAGCCCCCCGGGGACAGAGAGAGUGGGGCCCCCCGAGCGGGCAGAAAGAAGAUCCCCCCCACCAAGGGGCAGGGAGCCCCCCACAGCCCCCCAUCGCCCCUGCCAGCGGCCAGUGGGAGCAGGAAGUGCCCUCAAAAGAGGAAAAACCGAGGGGCCCCGGAGAAGGAGCAGGCCCCAGAAGGGGGGCUGAAGGCGCGGCUGCAAGACCAGCGCUCCCUGCCCCCCAACCCAGAGCAGGUGGGCGCGACGUGAGUUCAAAUUCUGGGCGCGGCCCAGCAAGCAUACCCUCCCAAUUUAAUCCAAUGGAAAUAGGGACGUAUUAUUCAAUAAUAAUAAUUUUAUUAUUAUACCCUGUACAUCUAACUGGGUUGCCCCAGCCACUCUAGACAGCUUCCAGCAUAUAUAAAGAGCAUUGAAAAACGUCCCUCUGCAGGGCUGCCUUCAGAUGUCCUCAAAAAGUUGUAAAGUUACUUAUCUCCUUUGCUCGGGGCUCACAUAACUCCUUAAUUUCCCCGAUGAAAACAGGACGUCCUAAGGAAAAGCGGGACAUUCCAGGAUCACAUAGAAAACCGGGGCGGCUUCUGUAAAUCUGGGUCUCUCCCUGGGAAAAAGGGGCGCUGGAAGAGUCUGCAGCAGGGCUUGUGGCUUUGCAGGGGACGAGGUCCAAGGUUGCCCCCAGGUGUGCAGGUGCCUUGUGGGAGCAGCUGUUAGUUCGCCACACCUAAGCUGUGUGGAUCCUCAGAGAUCUCCUCUCCCUGCAGCUCCUUCCAGAGCCCUGGGGUCAGGCGCAGGCGAGCAAGGCUCUGUUGUCAGUGAAACUGACUCUUCACUCAGGGAAAUGAACGGACAACUCGGCCUAGUGGUCUCAGCAAGCCUUAACAGCAGGUCUUGCCCCUAUGGAGCCAUUGCCAGGACUGAAGGUCCCUGCCUUCCAACUCUCUAAGGCUUCUCCUCUCCCAGACGUUUCCCUAGCAAUCUCAAACUGUCUGCGCACAGUCAAUCCCUUUCCAUUUCUCUGUGCAUCCUCAGAGACCCAGGGCAGGGGAGCUUGGGGCAGCCGGAAAGAGAGACUCUUCUGCAUUGCUCCCUGUCUCAGGCUCUCCCUGCUCCCUAAACCCUGCUGCCCCGUCAGCGUCCGGCUCCUCCUCUCAUUCCUCUGACCUCUCCUCCUCGGUGUCCCACCACCAGUCCCCUGGCUCUGGGCCUGCCUCCUUGGGGUCUCCCUCAGGGAGGGGCUCCCCAGCUGGAGCCACCCACCAGCCCUCUUGGCUCUCUCAAAAUCAGAAAGGUGCCCACUGCUCUGCGCUGGCUGGCGAGGUCGCAGCUGGCACAGGGAGGGGAAGCCCCUGCAACCCUCCACAAUUCUUUGUGGAGAACAGCCUCUGCAGUUCUUCAGCAUCCAGCCCUGCCUGUGGGCAGCCUAGCCAUAGGCCCUCCUGACCUCAAGCCAGGCAUGGGAAUAAUUGAUUAUGUUGAGGCCGCCCAUCUGAGUGGGUGGUUCCCAACACAUAUGAAAACAUAAAAAAUGUAAAACAUUAAACUGCCUUCAGAUAUCUUCUGAAAGUCAGGUAGAUGUUUAUUUCCUUGACAUCUGAUGGACUGGAUGCCACUUCCGAGAAGGCUCUGAGCCUGGUUCCCUGUAACCUCACUUCUCGCAGGGAGGGAACCAGCAGAAGACCCUCAGAGCCGGACCUCAGUGGCUGGGCUGAACGAUGGGGAGGUGCUGCUUCAGGUAUACAGUGCCGAGGCCGUUCAGGGCUUUAAAGGUCAGUACCAGGCCCUUGAAUUGUGCUUGGAAAUGUACUGGGAGCCAGCGUAGGUCUUUCAGGACCGGUGUUAUGUGGUCCCAGUCCCUAGUCUAGUUGCCGCAUUCAAGGUUAGUUGUUUCCAAGUCACCUUCCAUUGCAGUAGUCCAAGCGGGAAAUAACCAGGGCAUGGACUGCUCUGGCGAGACAGGGAGCAGGCAGGGAGGGUCUCAGAUGGAGCUAGUAGCCCUGGACACAGAAUUGACCUGCGCCUCCAUGGACAGCUGAGAGUCCAAAAGGACCCCCAGGCUGUGCACCUGCUCCUUUGGGGGCACAGUUACCCUACCCAGGACCAUCUGAAUAAUAACCAGUUUCCCAGAAUCCCUUGGGCUGGAGGUAACUUGUUUGCUUUUCUCGCAGCUCAGGCUAGAGACGGAAGGAGGAAGAACAAGUCCCCAGCAGUGCCCUUCUGCUGGGAGUCGCCCCUCAGUCAAGGAGAGUCACCACACCCCCUCAGAGCCCCGCACGACCCCCUCACGCCUCAGCCUCCAAUUCCUGGUCUCCUGGGUCCGGAAGAUCUUCAGGAAAGCGCCGUCGCCGCAGCCUCCACCACAACCCAGUACCAGCAGUGGGGCGCAAGUGGGGAGGCCGCUGGCCAGGCGGCUGGGGCGGUGGAUUGCCCAGUACCGCGGUCGCAUCCACCCCCAGUCGAUGUGACUCAGACGUUGGAGGUCCGGUUGGGGUGUGUUGCAGGGUAUUUUGCAGAAGCCAACCAUUUCCAUUAAAAUUCCCGCUAUCUUCUUGGCUCACAACACAGAACUAAA
Messenger RNA from Podarcis lilfordi (Lilford's wall lizard), 5519 nucleotides. Lineage: Eukaryota; Metazoa; Chordata; Lepidosauria; Squamata; Lacertidae. The record is from the annotation of a GenBank genome assembly.